AUGUCCUCUGGUGCCGCAAACGUCGAGUCGGCCGAAGCUGCCACUGCCAACGUUCCUUCAAUGGACAAAGGCGUGGUUGAGAACGCGCAACAGCACGACGAAGCACAGGCCCAAAUUUCUGAUAAAGAGGCGCUCAAUGAAGUACUCGUAGGCCCAAAUGGGGAGCAGUACCCAACGAGCGAGGAGCUCAAGACAUUGAGACGGACUCACGGCCAUGUGCCGUGGUUACUCUAUACUAUCGCCUUCGUCGAGCUUUGCGAGAGAUUCGCCUACUACGGAACCACGGUCGUUUUUGCCAACUAUAUCAAUUGGCCCCUGCCUCCAGGAUCCAAGACAGGAUCCGCGGGGACGGAUGGCCAGGCCGGUGCGCUGGGUUAUGGCUCUCAAGCUUCCACCGGACUCAUCCUCUUCAACUCUUUCUGGUCAUAUGUGAUGCCGAUGCUUGGUGGUUACUUGGCCGACACAUACUGGGGCCGCUAUAAGACGAUCAAUGUAGCUAUCGUCGUUGCUACCUUCGGCCACAUUAUCAUCGUCAUCAGCUCGAUUCCGGGGGUGAUUGAACAUUCCAAUGCUGCCAUUGGCGUGUUCUGCGUCGGACUGAUCUUCUUCGGCAUGGGCGUUGGAUUCUUUAAAUGCAACAUUUCUCCUCUCAUUGCGGAGCAGUACGAGGCCGCCCACCCAAGACCGAUCGUCUACACCGAGAAAACCGGAGAACGGGUUAUCCAUGAUCCAUACCUCACAAUAUCUCGCAUCUACAUGCGGUAUUACUUCUUUAUCAAUGUCGGUGCGCUCGUGGGGCAGAUUGCGAUGGUCUACGCGGAGAAAUAUGUGGGAUUCUGGUUGGCAUUCUUGCUGCCCACAAUUAUGUUCCUUUUCUGCCCGCUUGUCAUGAUCUGGUGCCGCAACAGAUAUGUAAGACAUCCACCAACAGGCUCUGUUCUGUCUUCAGCUGUACGUCUCAUCAGACUGGCCAUGGACGGCAAAUGGACUCGUCCAAAGGAAGUGGGUGGCGAUGCAUUCUGGGACCGGGUCAAACCUUCCAAUAUCGACAACAAGCCGUCCUGGAUGACAUUUGACGAUGCUUGGGUUGAACAGGUUCGACGUGGCCUCUCAGCCUGUGCCGUUUUCACGUUCCUCCCCAUCUACUGGCUCAGUUACUCGCAGAUGACGAAUAAUCUGGUCACUCAGGCGGGCACGAUGAAGUUGGACGGCCUGCCGAAUGACCUGGUGCAGAACUUGGACCCGAUCGCCUUGCUGAUUUUCAUCCCAAUCUGCGACAAGUUCAUCUACCCAGCAUUAGCCCGGAAAGGCAUCAAGUUCACCCCAAUCAAGAAGAUCACAUGGGGUUUCGGAUUUGGCUGUCUGUCGAUGGUGGUAGCAGCCAUCAUACAGCACUACAUUUACGUCAACGCCCCUUGCGGCAACAACGCCACCGAUGGGGACUGCAUCGCCGAACUUGGGCCCCCGGACAUGAGCGUUUGGAUCCAGACGCCAGCGUACGUGCUCAUUGCGUUUUCUGAGAUCUUUGCAUCCAUCACGUCGCUCGAGUACGCUUUUACGAAAGCGCCAAAGAACAUGCGCUCUUUUGUGACGGGGUUGUACUGGUUCACAAACGCCUUCUCGAGUGCUAUUGCACAGGCGUUCGUGCCAUUGGCGGUGGACCCGCUGUUCACCUGGCUCUACACGUCAAUUGCUUGUAUCAGUUUUGUGGGCAUGGUCUUGUUCUGGAUCUGUUUUCGGAACCUGGACAAGGAGGAAGAUGCGCUCAAUGCUCUCCCGGAAAGUACUUACCGAGGCCGGAAAAACAGUAUCACGGACGUUGAAGCGAUCCGGAAAGAACAGAGUAGGCAGGCGAAGAUCAGAGAGGUGCAAGGCUUCGCUCGCGGUCCUGCGGUAGUCACUACCGCUGAACCAAAGGCAUGA
Molecule: messenger RNA, 1923 nt
Organism: Cladophialophora carrionii CBS 160.54
Lineage: Eukaryota; Fungi; Ascomycota; Eurotiomycetes; Chaetothyriales; Herpotrichiellaceae
Exons: 3
Coding region: 1-1923 (640 amino acids)
Biological process (GO): oligopeptide transport; transmembrane transport
Cellular component (GO): membrane
Molecular function (GO): dipeptide transmembrane transporter activity
Source: RefSeq, a predicted model, not a curated record